This is a messenger RNA of Saccostrea echinata, 420 nucleotides long. RefSeq names its product serine protease inhibitor dipetalogastin-like. Gene Ontology annotation, molecular function: protein binding. Lineage: Eukaryota; Metazoa; Mollusca; Bivalvia; Ostreida; Ostreidae. The transcript is spliced from 3 exons. The record is from RefSeq and is a predicted model, not a curated record. The coding region runs from base 74 to 388 and encodes 104 amino acids.
AGUUUCUCUCUCUUCUUUUUUGAAAACAGACACUUUAUUUUAUUGAAAUAUUGAAUCCAAGGCAGAUACGGGGAUGAUCUUUAUUUUUGUGGGCGUGAUCUUGGUUGCUUUGUCCCUCAGCGAGGAUUCGUCCAAGGAAUCCUGUCCCAGAGACCUCACCCUCCUCUGUGGACGAGAUGGUAUCACGUACGCGAAUGAGUGUUACGCUAAAAGGGCUAAUGUCGGCAUUCAGGAUGUCGGUCCUUGCGAAGAGAACCGAAAAUGUCGCUGCAACCGAAUAAUGAUUGAUGUAUGUGGUUAUAAUGGAAUACAAUAUAAUAACCCAUGCCUGGCCAGGUGUCAUGGAGUGGAAAAUUUUACCCUCGGAAAAUGUGAUGUAAUCCUUUGAAAUAAAAAGCAAUAAAAGAAUAUAUUAAGUAA